This is a messenger RNA of Penicillium nucicola, 1806 nucleotides long. RefSeq lists its product as uncharacterized. Gene Ontology annotation, molecular function: protein binding. Bases 1 to 1806 code for a protein of 601 amino acids. The record is from RefSeq and is a predicted model, not a curated record. NCBI's taxonomy places the organism in Eukaryota, Fungi, Ascomycota, Eurotiomycetes, Eurotiales, Aspergillaceae. The transcript is spliced from 4 exons.
AUGAGUGCCUCGAUUGCCUCAAUUGUAGGCCAACGUCGGUCAUUUGAUGGUCACCUCUGUACCAUUCGCUACGUGGGGACUGUUCAAGGCACCACGGGCGACUGGUUGGGCGUGGAGUGGGACGACGCAACUCGGGGCAAGCAUUCAGGAGAGCAUAAGGGAAUCAGAUAUUUCUCAUGCAAAAGCAACAAGCCUACGGCGGGGUCUUUCGUUCGCCCCUCCAGGCCAUCAGAUCAACCGCGGAGCUUCCUCGAAGCCUUGCGGGAGAAAUACGCCUCUGAGUUUGAGGAUUCCUCUUGCUUGAAUAUCAGUGAAGCAUCUCGCAAGAAGGCAAUUGAAAUUAGUGGCAAGGUCGUUGAAGAAGUUGGCUUCGACAAGAUCCGCAAGCAACUCGCGGAAUUGAAAGAGCUACGCAUUGUCCUGCUUGAUGGCCUCCUAAUUGCUGGCGUUUCUCCGUCGUAUGAUCAGGUACAAGAUCAAGGCGCAGCCCAAAAGAUUGCAGAGACUUGUCCUAAGAUCAUCGAAUUGGAUCUUAGUCGAAGUUUGUUGAGCGGGUGGCGCGAUGUUUGGGAGAUUUGCAACCAACUUAAGCACCUGAAAAGGUUAAAGUUGAAUGGAAACCGAUUCCGGGCUUUGGAUGAUCUGGUUUUUGAGGGGAUCACCGAACUACAUCUAGAAGACACGCUGCUAAGUUGGGAUGAAAUUGCUGCUAUUACAUCUCAAUUCCCUGACUUAACAUCUCUCACGGCAUCAGCAAAUCAACUCUCUGAGAUAACCUGCCCAGUCCCCGACACCAUCACCUCCUUAACCCUAGAACACAACAACUUCGUCUCAAUAUCAGCUCUCAGGCAUCUCUCUGCCCUCCCCAAGCUGGAGCAUCUUUCUGUUCGAGGAAGCGCCAUUGACACCGUGAACAAUGGCGCAACCCCGUUGGACUUCCAGUUUCCCAAGACUCUCCUCUCCCUCGAUCUAUCCCGCAACAAAAUCACCUCAUGGUCCUUCCUCAAUCAAAUUUCCAUUCUCUUCCCAGGCUUAACAACUCUUCGAAUCUCGGACAACCCUCUAUUUGACCAGCCGCCCCUUCCACAAUCCGUCACAACAACAGAAUCCUCAAAACCAAUGACCCUCGACGAAGCCUUCAUGCUAACCCUCUCCCGCUUCCCUUCAUCCCUCGCAACCCUUAAUUACAGCAUCAUAAAACCAACAGACCGCUCAAACGCAGAAAUGUACUAUCUCUCCUUGAUCGGCAAAGAACUCUCCGCAACAAGUGAGGCAGAAGAACCCGCCAUCCUAUCUACCCACCCUCGAUACAAUGAGCUAUGCGAGUUAUACGCCGAGCCCACCAUUAACAGAGCUAUCAUUCCUACUUCCGGGUCAAGAGUGAUCCAUCCGCGCUCUGUAGCAGCACGAUUAGUCAAAAUGGCAUUCCGUCUCUCUCGUGAUAAGGAGGAAUCAGAAGUUCUCAUCAAGGAGAUUCCUGGUUCUUUCGAUACAUACCAGCUUAAAGCGCUUGUUUCGCGGCUAUUUGGGUUACCGGCGUUCGGGUUCAAGCUUGUUUGGGAGACGGAUGAGUGGGAUCCUGUUGAGAAGGAGAAUGUCGAGGCUGUUGAUUGGGAUGAUAGUGAGGAUGAGGCUUUGGAGGAGCAAGACAUCGUUCCUCCAAAACACGAUGCUCCCGAUAGUGGGUUCGUGCGUCGGCAGAUAGAAUUAGUUGAUUCGACGAGGGAUAUUGGGUUCCUGUUUCAGGGUGAGGGAGAAGUCAGGGUUCGAGUUGAAGUCCCCUUGGAGUGCAGUACUACUGUUUGA